This is a messenger RNA of Penicillium daleae, 888 nucleotides long. RefSeq lists its product as uncharacterized. Bases 1 to 888 code for a protein of 295 amino acids. The record is from RefSeq and is a predicted model, not a curated record. Lineage: Eukaryota; Fungi; Ascomycota; Eurotiomycetes; Eurotiales; Aspergillaceae. Gene Ontology annotation, cellular component: cytoskeleton. Gene Ontology annotation, molecular function: actin filament binding. The transcript has 3 exons.
AUGACCUUGGUCACUGCUGAACUCGAAACUGCAACACAAACCUCGGCUCUUAAUACGACUAAGAACGAGGAUGGUCAAGUGAAAAGACUCCAUCAUAUUCCACGCCCUACCACAAAAGAAGCCGAGCGAACAUGGCUUCUUCAGCAAAUGGCAGCUGCAUUCCGCAUAUUUGCCAAGCUUGGCUUUGCCGAUGGAAGUAGCGGCCACAUUAGCUUGCGAGGUGCGGUUGAUCCUAUUGAGAUCAAUACCUUCUGGAUCAACCCUUAUGCUGUGCAUUUUGCUUUGCUGAAAGUCUCCGACAUGGUUCGAGUAGAUGAGAAAGGCAAUCGAGUGGAUGGCGGAUAUAAGCCUGUGAAUGCGGCGGGCUUCAUGAUUCACUCGGCAAUACACAAGAGGCGCCCAGAUAUUCAUGCUGCUUGUCAUAUGCAUAGUCCGUAUGGGAGAGCAUGGAGCACAUUUGGAAAGGGAAUUGACAUGUUGAAUCAAGAUUCCUGUAUGUUUUAUGAUGAUCUCUCUGUCUACCCUGCCUUUGGAGGCGUGGUCUUUGCCCAAGAGGAAGGCGAGCGAAUCGCAGACUACCUUGGCCCCAAAAACAAGAAUCUGAUUAUGCAGAAUCACGGCCUUCUCACUGCAGGUGGAACGGUGGCCGAGGCUGCUGCCUUUUUCAUAGCUCUAGAAAGAGCAUGUCAGACACAGCUGCUCGUGGAGGCAGCAAUCGCGCCUGGGACUGUUGGCCACAGUAUGGGAGAACUCAAGAAAGCACUCAUUGACGAUGAGACUGUGCGGUAUACUAAAGAUGGAACAGGCAGCCCUGAGGCGAUGUACAUGCAGUUUGAGCCUGAGUUUCAGCUUUUACUAAAGGAAACUAAUGGCGAAUUUCUGCUAUGA